Messenger RNA from Macrosiphum euphorbiae (potato aphid), 4074 nucleotides. The record is from the annotation of a GenBank genome assembly. Lineage: Eukaryota; Metazoa; Arthropoda; Insecta; Hemiptera; Aphididae.
AUGCGUACCAGAUGGAAGGAGGUGCUAUUGGUAGCAGCGUUAAUGGUCUUCAACUCAUGUCUGUCCACCAUUACGUCAUGUGAAGACUUACAAUCAGAGUUCCGGUACCCUUGUGUAUGCGAAGAACUGAGACAGAUCGGUGGUCUAGCGUUAAACUGCGAUGGUGUAGUAUAUCCAGGCGACCACGUGAAUUUACCAAAGGACGCGCCGGUCUUGGUGUUCACCCAGAGAAAUGCUGGUCACCAUUCUGUGCCCACACAACUAUUUCCGUCUACGGUCAAGCUUGACUUGUCGCAAAAUUCUAUAAGAAGAUUGUCCGAAAAGUCAUUUAAUACCAUACAGAAUACAGUUGAAGAUCUGAGGUUGGCCGGUAAUUUAUUAGGCGACACCUUAAAUCCAAUAUUUUCUUCUACGGAAUUUCAUGGAUUAUCGAAACUAAUACGAUUGGAUCUCAGCGAAAAUAGGAUAUCAUCCUUAGAGGAAGGCAUAUUAAAGGGCUGUGUACAUUUAGAGGAACUGAAGUUGGACGGUAACCGUUUAGCAUUUAUACCCAGCACGUCAUUGAAUGGCCCCGAAAUGCUACGGACUUUAUCUCUAAAAAAUAACCGAAUUGAUAGUAUUCAACAAGGUUCUUUUCUGUCACAAAAAUCUUUAAUUAAGAUUGACUUAUCGUCAAACAGAGUAAACAACAUUGAAAUAGGAGCAUUUGAAGGUUUAUCAAUGUUGAAACAGCUUUUACUAUCAGAGAAUCGACUGUCAAAAUUUAACAGUGAUGUUUUUUAUGGUGCAGAAAAGCUGGACAAAUUAGACAUUUCGAACAAUUUUAUUGUUGAAUUUCCAUCUCUUGCUUUAAGAAAAUUUGAUAAUUUAAAAAUAUUAAAUUUAUCUUCAAAUUUGAUACAAAAAUUGGAGAAUUCGCAAUUAACAUCAUUAGAAGUAUUAGACGUUAGUAGGAAUAACAUUGGGAACAUUUCACCGGGAACUUUUACGAGCUUAAAGAAAUUAAAAAUCUUAAACUUAGCUGUAAACAUGUUAAGAACUGUUGAAGAUGAUGCUUUUGAAGGAUUAACAAAUCUUGAAUCGUUGUCUUUGGAAGAUAAUAACAUCUUAUUGAUACCCGCAACUGCACUCAGUAAGUUACCACGUUUGAGCAAAUUGCGUCUGGAUUUCAAUAGAAUUGCAGCACUUUCUUCGAAUAUUCUUAGAGGGUUGUCAGAAAUCUUAAUUGAACUAGGUUUGAGCAGAAACGUUAUCAGAGAAAUACCUCCAGAUGUAUUUCAAGAUUUCAAACUCUUAAAAGUUCUUGAUUUAUCGGGAAAUUUACUAUUGUCUGUAGAACCGUCGACGUUCUCAGGUUUAGAAGACACUCUGGAACAUUUAAAUCUUCAAGGUAACAGAAUUGCUUCGCUUUCAUCAGAGCCAAUCAAUCUUCAAAAGUUGAAAACUCUCGAUUUGUCAUACAAUCAACUAAAAGAAAUACCUCGACAUACAUUUACCGUGAUGUCUUCGUUAUCAAGUUUAAACUUGAGCCACAACCCUCAUUUAGCUUUGAUACCUGUAAGCGUAUUCCACCCAUUGACACAACUACAAAAACUCGAUAUCAGCUUUACUAGCAUAAAAGUCUUGAGCCCUGAAUUGUUUUUCAAGACUUCGUCACUUACUCACCUUUACAUACAAAACAACGGUAUCACCGAGUUGCCGGAAACCAUGUUCCAAAGUUUGACGAACCUAGUUACGUUGGAUUUAUCGGAAAAUCAAAUAUCAAACAUACGCAUCGGUUCAUUUAUGGGCCUCUCUUCGAUUAGAUAUGUAAAUUUGUCUAAAAAUAAAUUGUCUUCAUUUAAAGGAGAAUAUUUCAUUACAAAACGAAGCAAUGGGACACCACUAGAAGAAAUUGAUAUGUCUAAUAAUCAAAUUAGUUAUUUGUUCCCGUCUACGUUUAAAGUACAUCCCAGUAUAAAAGUCAUCAAAGUAUCAAAUAACAAAUUUAACUUUUUCCCUUCUGAGCUUAUUGCUGGUCUGGCGAAUUUGCAAGAAGUAGAUUUAAGCAAAAAUAGUUUGAAAACGCUAGAAGAAUUUGAUUUUGCUGGUUUACCUCAACUAAGAAAAUUAAAUUUAGCAAAUAACCAAAUAGACACCGUAAGUGAGACGACGUUUCAUAAUUCUACCCAAUUGCAAUACAUUAAAUUGGCCAACAAUAAUUUGGAACGAAUUGGCGAGAGAACUUUCCAAGGAUUGAAUAGAUUACAAUACUUGGAUUUGGAAAAUAAUAAUUUGACAGAAUUACCCGAUUUAAUUUUCGACCGAACCCGUUUAAAAGUUCUCGAGAACAUUAACUUGGCCAAGAAUAGGUUUACAAUAGCACCGUUGAAAAGUUUACAGAAACAAUAUUUCUUUUUGUCAUCCGUAGACUUGUCUUCAAAUCAACUGACCGAAUUGCAAACCGACGACAGCAUAUUGGUAAACAUUAAAAAACUCGACUUGUCGUUUAACAAUCUAUCUGAAGCGACCAUUAAAAAUAUACUCAGUGAACCCAAAACGGUACGCGAAUUGAAUUUGGCGGGCACCGGUAUCACGUCAUUAUCGCCCUUGGAAACACCGUUCCUACAGAAGCUGAAUCUAUCCUAUAAUCGGAUAAAGGAAGUGAACGAAAACAUGUUUGACCGAUCGACACUGAUAGAGGAACUUGAUUUGUCGCACAACGAAUUACAAAGCCUGACGUCCUUGAGGGCCGUUUGGCCGAAGCUGAAUCAGGUGCAGCUGGUCGACGUUUCUUGGAACCCGAUAUCGAACGUCGUCGUGGGAGACUUGGACAAGCUGGAAUCGUUGCGGUCGUUGCGGAUCAACGAUCUGCUUGAAUGCGACAAGAUCGAAAAGAACGCGUUCAGAAAUCUCGGUAACCUGGUCGAACUGAAAAUGUACGAAUAUCCGAAACUGGGUUACCUGGACGUCACUGGCUUGUUGAACUACCUGCAGUCAUUGGAGGCGCUUGAGAUCGAAGUGAAAGACUCGUCCAUCGGCAGUCAGCUGUCAGCCGCCAUGAACCCCAGGCUCAAGUCGUUGACCAUACGCGGACAGCAGAUCACGUCCAUAUCGUCGGGCGCACUAGCCGGCCUCAAGUACCGGCAGGUGCACAUCCGAAUCCAAAACACAUCGCUAACCGCUCUGCCGCCGUCGCUGCUAAUCGCGUUGCCCCGGUCAUCGGUCAUCCAACUGGACGUGUUCGACAACCAAUUGGCCACACUCACGUCUCAGUUCCUGGCCGCCCUGGACGACCGGAGGAGCUCGCUGAAACUGAACGGUCUGCGCGCCAAUCCCAUCUACUGCGACUGCAACGUCAGGGCGCUGAGGCGGUCACCGCUCGCGUUGGACCUGGUGUGCUCCGCGCCAGCGUUCGUGGCCGGCAGCCUGCUGAUCGAGAUACCGGACGACGACCUGACCUGUGACGUCAGCCGACAGACCACGACCACGACCACGACGUCGACAACCGCGGCCACCACCACUGCAGCCACGGCCGGCCCCAUCGUCGUCAAAGCGCCCAAACAGCGGACGACCACCGAACCGGACAUAAUAUGGUCGCUGCCGCCGGCCACCGCCAGUCCACCGCACCAGCAACAGAAGUCGCCGGCCGUCGCCAAGUCGCCCAACCCGGCCGCGGCUGCGACCAUCGCCAACGACGACACGCUGAUCAUCGGCAUCGUGGCCGGCGUUGUGGUGUUCAUCGCCAUACUGGUGAUCAUCAUAUGCAUCGUCCGCAUACGGCUGUCCACCGCCGAGUACAAUUCGCACAUGAACGCCCUGCCACCCGUCCUCGGAGCCCCGAUGCACUGCACCAAUCAGGCGUGUCCGUGCCCCAAGGCCAACGGCCAGAACGUCCUGUACCCCAUGUCGCCGGCCGCGUCCUACAGCAACAGUUACGCCACGCUGCCCGCUCAUAAGCUGUCGUCCGUGUCGUCACCACUUCGGCAGUCCUACAACGCACUGAACGUGCCCACGCCGUACACGCAGAACCCGUAUUACAUACCGUACGGCGGCGGCAUUGACGAGAAGGACUACGCGAUGAGCAUGAGAUAG